Messenger RNA from Antechinus flavipes (yellow-footed antechinus), 557 nucleotides. RefSeq names its product hemoglobin subunit mu (gene HBM). Gene Ontology annotation, cellular component: blood microparticle; hemoglobin complex; haptoglobin-hemoglobin complex. The transcript is spliced from 3 exons. The record is from RefSeq and is a predicted model, not a curated record. Bases 56 to 481 code for a protein of 141 amino acids. NCBI's taxonomy places the organism in Eukaryota, Metazoa, Chordata, Mammalia, Dasyuromorphia, Dasyuridae. Gene Ontology annotation, biological process: oxygen transport; hydrogen peroxide catabolic process. Gene Ontology annotation, molecular function: oxygen carrier activity; peroxidase activity; haptoglobin binding.
GGCGCCCCUAUAUCUUAGACUUCAGAGGACUUAGAGCGGGCACGGGUUCGAAGCCAUGUUCAGCGCUGAAGAACGGAGCCACAUCGUCCAGAUUUGGAACUACCUGUCUGGUCAUGAGGCCAUUUUCGGGACUGAGUUGUUGCAGAGGUUGUUCACCGUAUAUCCCAGUACGAAAAGCUACUUCCCACCCUUGAUCCCUGGCCUGGAGCUAACCCAGAUGCAGAACCACGGGGAACAGAUAUUGAUGGCCGUGGGUGUGGCCGUGGAUAACAUGUAUGAUCUUCGGACUGCCCUGAGCGGUCUGGCUGAUCUGCAUGCCUACAGUUUAAGGGUGGAACCGACCAACUUCCAUUUCCUGAUCCAUUGUUUCCAAGUGAUGCUGGCUUCCCACCUGCAGUCAGAAUACACUGCAGAGAUGCAUGCAGCAUGGGACAAGUUUCUGACCAAUGUGGCGGUGGUCCUAACAGAGAAAUAUCACUGAGGAAGCCUGAGUUGCCUUAAAAGAAAUUGUCUUCUUUUACCCUCCAAACAAAAUAAAAUUCUCAGUUUUCUCUAAA